Messenger RNA from Cucurbita pepo subsp. pepo (vegetable marrow), 1070 nucleotides. The record is from RefSeq and is a predicted model, not a curated record. NCBI's taxonomy places the organism in Eukaryota, Viridiplantae, Streptophyta, Magnoliopsida, Cucurbitales, Cucurbitaceae.
CCCAGACCCGCCGUUUUUUCAAUCUUGAGAAACCUCCACAAGAGAGGCGAGCAAAUGCUCACGAACUCAGAGAUGGUUCUCUCCCAGUUCUCUAAAAUCAACAUUUCUCUCUUUACUUUACCAAUCCAUCGCAAUUUUAGCGCAUUUCCGGCCAAUAAACCGAUUAUCGCGGCAACAGCAGCCCCCAUUUUCACAUCGACUUCAUUCCAGUUGCCCAAAUCCACUGUAACUCCGGCCGAACCAAUUCCGAUCACCGAUUUUUCGGAAUAUCCGGAAGAAAUCCAGUUAUCCAUAUCCCCUGAUAAGCUAUUUGUGCCGCCGGAAACAGAUAUUUCCGGCGGCGGUGGUGCGGGGCCGAGAAUCUUGAAAGGUUCGAACAUUGUAUUGGGUCGGUACGCGAGGGAUGCGCAGGUUUCUGAGGCGGAUUUUGUGAAGAGUAGUGUGACAACUGAGGAAUGCCCUUCUGAUGGGCUUCCUGAAUUUGCGCUUGUUGGGCGCUCGAAUGUGGGGAAAUCUUCACUGUUGAACUCGCUUGUUCGGCGGAAGAAGCUUGCUCUUACCUCCAAGAAACCAGGAAAGACACAGUGCAUAAACCACUUUCGAAUUAACGAUAGUUGGUACUUGGUCGAUUUGCCGGGAUACGGGUAUGCAGCUGCACCACAGGAACUCCGAACGGAUUGGAACAAGUUUACGAGGAACUAUUUUCUGAAUCGGUCGACGUUGGUUUCGGUUUUCCUUCUUAUAGAUGCAAGCAUUCCUGCCAAACAAAUUGAUCUUGACUAUGCUAGUUGGUUGGGUCAGAAUCAGAUUCCGAUGACGAUAAUAUUUACGAAAUGUGACAAACGAAAGAAGAAAAAGAACGGUGGAAAACGACCCGAAGAAAACGUGAGCGACUUUCACGAACUGAUAAGCGGUUUUUUCCAAACGACUCCGCCAUGGAUCAUGACUAGCAGUGUCACCCAUCAGGGUCGGGAUGAAAUACUUCUACAUAUUGCUCAGCUGAGAAACUACUGGCUCAAGCACUGAAAAAGCAUCUUGCCAACUCGCCUUCCCGAGUCAACCAGGUACAA